Myzus persicae (green peach aphid) is the source of this 1368-nucleotide messenger RNA. RefSeq lists its product as uncharacterized. The annotation marks the transcript as partial. The transcript is spliced from 8 exons. Lineage: Eukaryota; Metazoa; Arthropoda; Insecta; Hemiptera; Aphididae. The record is from RefSeq and is a predicted model, not a curated record.
AUUGAUAUUUUGAAGCAAUGUGAGAUGCCCGAACAUGUUAUCAAUAAGUUUAUAGAAGAAGAGAUAGACAAAAUAACCUUUCUAGCCCUUACUGAAAGUAUGCUUAAAGAAUUAGUACCCAAAUUAAAAUUAAGAGCUAUAUUAUAUUCAAAAAUAGUUGAACUAAAAGAAGAAAAAUGUACAGUACACCUCAAUGACACAAAUAUUGCUCCAAACAAAGACGAAGAGUUUGUUAAUUUGAUUAGUCCAAUAAAUACCAUAGAUAUGAUGCAUGAUAUAACAAAUUUUGAAAUAAUGAAUGAAAAGGAAAUGGAUGGAACAGUAAUUGAUAAUAGCUUAGUAUUGAGCAGUGAUGAAUUUUUAAUACAGGAUAUUCCAUCUUGUAACAAUCGCAUUAAAUUUAUUUUGGAACAAUCUCAAGAAGGAAAAAAUGUUUUAAAGUUUUAUCAAUCAUCUAACAAUUUUUCAUAUGCUGUAAGAAACAAACUGGUUCGAUUAAUAAUUGAUUAUGAAGUUACACAUAGUCCAGAUCAAAAACUUUCUAUGAAUUACUUACUUCAGUUAUCCCAAAGUAUUGUACAGAUUUUCCCCAAUGAAUCAGAAAGUACAUAUUUUAUUCCUUACUUAAAACAUAAAGAAUAUGUUAGACCAACAAGAGGGAAAUUAUUUGACCGGUAUUGCAAUUUGACAAAGGAUAUCAGAAAAUUAAAUGUCAGCCCAUCUACAACCACAGGUGAAUGUUCCUCAAAUACCCCAGUAACUGCAUUCAACCAAGAUUUAAACGAUAGUAUCUUAUGGUUGAAAAACAAUAGAGAACCCAUGGAUAUUGUAGUUAAUAAAUGGACAGAAACGUUUAGUUUAAGAUAUGAUCAAAUGUUAAAAAGUAAUAAACAAUUGAACUAUUUUCUUGAAUAUCCUGCUAUAAAAGGUCCUCUAGGGUAUAAGUUGAUUGAAAUUGAUUUUAAUAUAUUGCAACCAGAAAAGCAAUUAAAAUUGUUUGACUUAUUUCCCAUUUUAAUUGAAUGUUUGCCAAAAUACAUUAAACACUUUAAACCGCAGCUUAACAAAGAAGCAAGUUAUCAAAGAUUUUUAAACAUUAUUCCUACCGAAAAUAGACAAGAGAUUACAGUUGCAAUUUUAACAUACCUACCAAGAAUUUUUCCUUGUGUCACAAUAUGUGUUCCAAACACCAGAAUUGUGAAUAGCAACAAAAGAGCGAAAACAUUUGAUAGCUGGAGACCAUCUAACAGAGAAAUUUCCGAAGGUUUUAUUUGCAUAAUAAAGAAUGCUAUAGAACUCCAAGAAGUUUAUUUGAAUAAAGAAAAUAAAGCAUCUACUUUUGGGUUAACAGUACAACCGUAUGUCACC